This is a messenger RNA of Parnassius apollo (apollo), 1032 nucleotides long. Lineage: Eukaryota; Metazoa; Arthropoda; Insecta; Lepidoptera; Papilionidae. The record is from the annotation of a GenBank genome assembly.
AUGAUACGCCAUAAAGACAACUCAAAGGCACUCAGGCCGCACCACAAGAGGAUAAUCCACGAUAUCAAGGAUGCGACUAUGCUACCACCCGAGACAUUCCUAUCAUGGUGUUGUUCUAAUCUGGAAAGGUGGAGGGACAAAGAUCGAGACCACUUAGAGAUAAGCAAGAGGGCAGAGAGGGUUGCGUCCUAUGUCACACAGGUGGCUUAUACCCACUACUACAAGACACCUCCUCCUGAUAUACUUAUGACUCAACUGCCCACCUCUCACAUAUAUGAACAUCUCUCAUCUGUGUGGGAAUCCGUGAUUGAAGAAGUCUCCCAGUCGUCACAAGCACGCAUGGAAGUAAAGAUAGGAUCUGUCCAAGUGGUUUUUGAUGCAGAUCUGUGCAUAGUAUGGGUGAAGACUAACCAGUGCUAUGUUGUUCCCUACUCACUAAUACUUUGUUUUGCGGACAUGUGCUCGUCAUGGGCUGCUGUACACAUAUACUCUACACUUUACAACAACAAAUACCCAGGGUACUCUUUAAACAUAGAAGUGAGAGAGUGCUUAGAUCGUAUGAGAUUCAUGCUAGUUCAACAUGGGCAGUUAGCAUAUAAGCUUUUGAAGAUGUGGCCAUCCCUCGCUAUAGGAGCAAUUUUAAGAGACUUAGAGCACUCUGAUGAAUUUCUAAAAACAAUAACUCAAGAUCUUCCUUUCUCUUUAAAGGCAACUGACUUUUACAAGCAUGAAGUCAGCACCAUAAUGGGGCCCACCCACGCCAUGAUCAGACUAGACAUCAUAGGGUUAUGGAAAACCAUGGGUCACCCGAUAGUGGACAUGGAUGAGACUACCAAGUCCUGGAUGAAUAAAGGACUCGUUAUGAAACAGGACCUAGGAGAAGCUGCAGAGGACAUCUGUAACAUGUUUAAGAAGGAGUUUUGCAGACAGUUUUAUAAGAGCCAUAACAAAUGGCCUGCCGUAUCACUAGGUUUCAAACUAAAUCCUCACAUCCGAACGUGUAUACUAGAGAAUGAGUGGGGGGAGACAUGA